GCGACUAUGCAACGUAUAUAAAGUCAAGUGACGGGAAUAUAUCCGUACACAAUUACAUCCGAUUGAGAGUAAUAUACGUCUUAGCCAUGAAAUUUACAGUGGUGUAUCUGUUCGCUGUUAGCGCUAUUGUCUAUGUGUACGGACGGCCGCAAGAUCAUUACACAGAUAAAUAUGACAAUAUAGAUGUAGAUAAGAUUCUAAAUAAUGAUCGAUUAUUGAAGCGAUACAUCGACUGCAUAUUGGACAAGGUAGAUAUCGGAUGCCCUCCUGAAACUCUUGAAAUAAAGAAAAACUUAUCUGAAGCACUACGCACUGAUUGUGAAAAGUGUACAAAUCAACAGAUAAAACUUGUGGAUAAGACGAUACAGUUUCUAAUACUUAACAAAAGAAGUAUGUGGGACGAAGUGAUAGCUAAAUACGAUCCGGAAAGAAUAUAUGCGCCGAAGUUUGAAGAUAAGGCUUUGAACAAACAGAGAAUUUCGUUGCUCGAAACAAGAGAAAAUUCGGAGUCUGCACCGAAUCGCUCACAAAGAUACGGAUUUUUACCUGGCGUGUCCGAGCCUGCGUCUCAGGCUCUCGUUAUAGAGGUACAGCACGCGCCUCUUUUCGCGUUUCCUGUAGAAAAACGAGCAGAUCACGCGUCGCAAUCGUUGCGUAGCAACAUAGCCCUCGCCGAUGCCCGAGUCUAUGUUCCCCUCGGGAUCGCAGAUAUUGACUCCACCGAGUGCCUGCACCAGGUUGCACACGAAGAGUACAAAAGUCUGCUCGACACAGGAAGCAACUAUGUCGCGCGUAUUUUUCUCGAUAAAUUAUGCAUCGCAUCAAUCUGGUUCACCACGAUGAGGCAUCUAGUCGUCGCUCUUAUCACCACGUGCACCCUUUCGUUCAUCGUUGUUCUCGCAGAUGAGGUGCAGUAUACGACGAAAUACGACAAUAUAGAUGUGGACGCGGUGAUAAAUAGCGAUAGGCUGUUGAACGGAUACGUGGGUUGUCUGCUCGAUCGGACUCCCUGCACCCCAGAUGCGGCGGAACUGAAAAAAAAUUUACCGGACGCGUUGGAGCAUGACUGCGCCGGAUGCAGCGAAAUACAAAAGAACGCAGCAGACAAGAUUUCUCAUCAUUUGAUCGAUAAUAAACCGGACGAUUGGAAACUUUUGGAGGACAAAUAUGACCCUACCGGGGCAUAUCGACGGCGUUACUUGGAGAACAAGUCUAAAGAAAACAGCAGAGUGGAUUGAAAUUGUUUCCUCACGUCGUAAGGACUGCGAUUUUGGAUUUUUAAUGCCAACCACGGCUAUCCUCUGGACUUAAUUGCUUAUUGUAAUCCUUGUCACACGGCGAUUUCAUUUUACAUAACGCAGAAGAUCCAAUCUUUCGCGUAAUCUUUCCUCGUCCUUCAGCAUAAAAGUUCUUCUAUAUAUAACAUAAAACAAAAAAUGAUUAAAAAAAUAAUAACCGGUAUUUACAUUGAAUAACAUUUUUUCUUACAUUAAUGCGUGCACAUUU
Messenger RNA from Nylanderia fulva, 1506 nucleotides. Its product is annotated as ejaculatory bulb-specific protein 3-like. Lineage: Eukaryota; Metazoa; Arthropoda; Insecta; Hymenoptera; Formicidae. The record is from RefSeq and is a predicted model, not a curated record.